UGAUUGGCUCCUUGCCGCCUCACUCGCGGUUUUUCCCGCAACAAACAAGUGUGGAAGUUGGUAGGAGAGGCAGGACUUUUUUAAGCUGCCAAAAUGCCGAAACGAGCGUGUCCUUUUCCCGAAACCUUCUCGUCCCAAUACAAAAUACACAUCGGACAACAGGAACUGAAUAAUUACGGCGUGUUUGGGAACAAGAACAGACAAGAAAUCUACGAAAAGACAAAGAACUUGCUCUUUAACGGAGCCAAGGCUGUGAUGGGCAAAAUAUGGACUGGAGAGGAGAAGUGCACAGAGCCGCAGCCAACUGGACAAGCUGAGACACCUGCAUGCAGCCAGGCACUGUUGCGAGGACAGACACUGAUUGGACAUGAUGGGAGACUGACAAGGGUGAACGCCGCUCAAGGUGCACCAGUGGCUGCUGCAGGCUGCUGUGUGUGUCAGAAAAGCCAAGGGGCCAGGACGCCAUGCUCCCAAUGUGACCGUCCAGCGUGUUCCUCCUGUACCCGACAGUGCUCAAGCUGCUCCAGCCUCUGCUGCUCUGUCUGCACCAUCAUAGAUUACAGUGGGCGAUAUGAUGAAGUACUGUGCUGCGGUUGCUCGACGUAAAGGAUGAACAGGGAUGAAAGAGGGGAACAGGAGUUUAUGCUUGAAUAUACUGUAUAUGUGGUUGCCUGACAUGAGAUAUUACUAAGACUGCAUUUUAUAC
This is a messenger RNA of Xiphias gladius (swordfish), 706 nucleotides long. RefSeq names its product SIVA1, apoptosis-inducing factor (gene siva1). The record is from RefSeq and is a predicted model, not a curated record. Gene Ontology annotation, biological process: extrinsic apoptotic signaling pathway. Lineage: Eukaryota; Metazoa; Chordata; Actinopteri; Istiophoriformes; Xiphiidae. Gene Ontology annotation, molecular function: CD27 receptor binding. Bases 94 to 606 code for a protein of 170 amino acids. The transcript has 4 exons.